UUUCCAAUUUCACGGGUGUUUUAUAAAUAUUUUGAAAAAUAUUUGAUGUGGAGUGAGGGGGUUUAAAUAGGUGUAGCUUCUUAUGUAUGUGUGCGUCUAUCUGACUGGCUCUCUCUCUCUCUCUGCGACUCACCGUUUGCCACUCAAUCAUUCUUCGACAUUCUCUGUUUCGAUCUCACUUCAGAUUACAACUGGGUCCUUAAAAUGGGAAGUAAAGGUAGAAUUCCUCCUCCUCAUCUGAGGCGUCCUCUUCCAGGGCCUGGCAUGGUUCAUCCUGACCCAUUUGGCCAGGGAAUGCACCCUCUGCCAGGCGCCUUUCCUCCUUUCGAUAUGUUGCCUCCGCCAGAAGUUAUGGAACAGAAGCUUGCAGCACAGCACGUGGAGAUGCAGAGACUUGCAACAGAGAACCAGAGGCUUGCUGCCACACAUGGAACUUUGAGGCAAGAACUGGCUGCAGCACAGCAUGAGUUGCAAAUAUUAUAUGCCCAGAUAGGCGCUAUAAAGUCUGAGAGAGAACAACAGGUGGGAAACCUAAUGGAUAAAAUUGCCAAGAUGGAAUCUGAACUUAAAGCUGGUGAGCCUGUUAAGUUAGAGCUCCAGCAGGCACGCACAGAGGCCCAGAAUUUAGUUGUAGCAAGGCAGGAACUUAUCUCAAAAGUGCAACAGCUGUCCCAGGAUCUUCAGAGGGCGCACACAGAUGUGCAGCAGAUUCCUGCUUUGAUAUCAGAACUUGAUAGCCUCAGGCAGGAAUAUCAGCAUUGCAGGGCUACUUAUGACUAUGAAAAGAAAUUAUACAAUGACCACCUUGAGUCACUUCAGCUAAUGGAGAAGAACUAUAUGACCAUGGCAAGAGAAGUGGAGAAACUACGGGCAGAGUUAGUGAACACUUCUAGUGCUGAUAGAAGAACUGGUGGGCCUUAUGGUGGCACCGCUGGAAACAAUGAGAAUGACACUUCUGGGCAUCCUGUAGGACAAAAUGCUUAUGAAGAUGGCUAUGUUGGUCCCCAGGGACGUAGCCAUCAUCCGACAGUUAGUGCUGGUACUGGUGCUACUGCUGCUGCAGCUGGUGGAACUCCUACUUAUGUUGGAGCUCAAACCGGGCCAGCUCCUCCAAGGACUGGCUAUGAUGCAACAAGGGGUCCUGGUUAUGAUGCAGUUGUGGGCCCUAUAUAUGAUUCACAGAGGGGACACAGUUAUGAUGCACAGAGGGGAGGACCUGGUUAUGAUACACAGAGAGGAGUUGGGUAUGAUGUGCAAAGAGGACCCAGCUAUGAUGCACAGAGAGGAGGUAUAUAUGAUGCACAGAGGCCUGGAUAUGAUUUACAGAGAGGACCGGGUUAUGACAUGCAAAGAGGACCUGGCUAUGAUUCAUCUAGAGGUGGUGGUGGUGGUUAUGAUCCUCAGUCCAGAGGUGUUUCUGGGCAUCAUGGGCAAAUGACACCUUCCAACAAUGUGCCUUAUGGGUCUGCAACACCGCCUACACGCAGUGGAGUUGGAUAUGAGACUUCAUCUCGUGGUGGUGGGAACCCUGUUCGGAGAUGAACUUGAGGGCAUUUGCUCCAUGUCAAUGACAUUUUGUAAGAGAUAGUGUAUUUUCUCAGGAUAUUUGAAAAAAAAAAAAAAAAAGAGAAAAGAAAAGGAAAGAAAAUCAUAAUUAUUUACCUAAGAAUUUUAAUA
Ziziphus jujuba (common jujube) is the source of this 1677-nucleotide messenger RNA. RefSeq names its product protein FLX-like 2. The coding region runs from base 205 to 1542 and encodes 445 amino acids. The transcript has 5 exons. NCBI's taxonomy places the organism in Eukaryota, Viridiplantae, Streptophyta, Magnoliopsida, Rosales, Rhamnaceae. The record is from RefSeq and is a predicted model, not a curated record.